GUCCGAGUCUUCAAGACGCAAGGUGGUGGUGGUCUUCUGAUAUGAACGGUCGAGACAUGGAUCAGGGACAUGAGCUUUGCUUUAUUGUCAAUGCCACUCAUCAGCGGGAUCGCAAGACAAUAAAAUUUAUGUCAAGGGGUGGUUUCCAGCUUAAGGCAACAGACACCUGUGUACAUGUAUCCAAUAUUCCUUAUGGGUACAGAUGGCAAGAUUUAAAAGAACUAUUCAACAAAGAAGUUGGAGAGGUGUUACAUGUGGAGAUAGCUAAGCCUAAGCCUGGGGGCAAAAUUAUUCAAGAAUGUGCAAUUAUCGAGUUCAAGUCUGCGGAGCUUCAACGAGAGGCUAGGAAGAAAAUGCACAAAUACGAUUUGAACAAUCGCAAGCUGUGUGUGAAAGAGGUAAUCUAUCUUAAGACUCCCGAAUGCUCCAUCCCAAGCUUUCCCUCUGAAGCUGCCCCCUGCUCCAUAUCAAGCUUUCCCUCUGAAGCUGCCCCCUGCUCCAUCCUAAGCUCUACCUCGGAGGUUGCACCCUGCUCCAUCUCAAGCUCUACUACCGCCAGUGGUACGAAAAUUUAUCCUCCUUGGUGGAACUCGGAUUGUGCGGAUGCUAUCCGCUAUAAGCGAGCGGCCUGGAAAAAGUACAGAGUGAAGCAAACUCCAGAAUCUCAUGUUUUAUUUAAGGAGGCCAGUUCUGAGGCCCGUAGAGUCAUUCGUGCUGCUAAACAGUGUGCUGAAGCCUUGGAUCCUAAGAGCCCACAAGUGGAUCAAUCCAGUCAGCAGGUCUGGAAAAGCUAAGUUGCCAAGAUGGAUGAAAUGAAAACAUAUUAAAUAAGGAUGAGUACAUUUGUAUCUGCCCAGUAACAGGAUGAACAAUCAUAAAGACAGCCUUGUCACAACAAAGAUGACUUCAGCAAGCUACUUGGGGCUUUAUAAUUAAUUACUACAAUGCAUUAUGUCUCCUUAUACAUACCUACAUUGUUUCCUGUUGUAUAAGGUUUGCAUUCUUAUUAGUUUCAUAACCAGACUGUAUGUGAACACUUGAAUAGUAGUCAAAAUAACUUUUCAAUAUGCAUACUGAUUGUUUAAUAGUCAAAUAAAGAUUAUUAUACUCUUAA
Procambarus clarkii (red swamp crayfish) is the source of this 1114-nucleotide messenger RNA. NCBI's taxonomy places the organism in Eukaryota, Metazoa, Arthropoda, Malacostraca, Decapoda, Cambaridae. The record is from RefSeq and is a predicted model, not a curated record.